UUUGAAUAUUGAACGAGAUGACUCGUCACUUCUUGCUGCACAUGCAGCGAAGAGGACAACAGUUUUUGUUCGCUCUCAAAUAAGUCCGUCUCCGUGUGGACAGUAGCUCGGUAAAUCUCAGUGUUGUAGAAAAUUAUCGGUUUUCGUACGUGAACCUAAUAAUCACUUGCCACUGUAGAAGUCGGUCGCUUAUUAUCGUGAAUUCACAGUCGUGCUUCUUUCUCUUCGUUUUAUCGUGCAAUUUGAUUGAUUCUUCGUGCGCGAUCUUUGCGCUGCCAUCGUUCUGUUUGCGUGUUAUAUAUUGAAUUUGUCUAAAAUCGUAGUUAUGACGGAACACGAACACAACUGCAAAUUCGAAUUUUACGCAGGACCACGUGAUUCCCGGCUGCAAGUACCCCCUGCGUCAUACCCAAAACUAUUUGGUUUUACCUCCAACGGUAUAAUUGUUCACCAUUUAUUUUUCCUGGCCUGUAUUGUGAUCGGCCUCUCGUCUUGAUCUAGUUGUAAGUACUUAUUCUCCUAUGAUCUCAUCUUUCUGCAGAUACUGAUUAUCCCAAAAACUACGAAAAAAAAAUGCCGAAAUCCUCUACUUCCCCCACCUCUUCCUCUUCCUCCCCGAAGAACGCGAAAGCCAACGCUGUAUCAAUUGCAAAUAUGUCUGGGUCUGGAAAUGAAGUGGAACUUGUAUUGCGUGUCCAGGAUUCCAGAAAAAUCUGUAUUGCAUAAAAGCACCAAGAGCGCCGCGUUUUCAUCGUGAGAAAGCGCAGUUUGUAAUGCGCAAUAAGCAUGAGAAAGUGUCUGAAAAAUUUGUCAUGCUCCACUGCUCUUACAGGCGCAGUCACUCAUGGCCAUUCAGCAUUACAGGUUUGCAGACCCAGACAUAUUUGCAAUGCAUACGCUUCCACCAAACCCCACGCAGUGAACGACGACGGCCGGAGACCGUUGCCGAAAAAUGGCGAGAAAAAGGAACCCGGGGUUGUGUACGAGGAUGGGUCCUACAUUCCCAUCGUGGACAAGGAGCUCAUCGGCUUCAUGCGGUACGCCGGGGAUGUUUACGACGACGGGGAUAAGGCCGCGGACACAGACCCGUCGGACUUGGAUUCUGCGGAUGAUGACCAAUUGAAUCGGGAUUCCGAUUCCCUCGUUUCCUUCGACGAGGACAAGGAGAAAGCGAAAUUGGACGAGGAGAAAGAACUCUUAUCCGAGAACGAGUUUGACAAAAGGACCAAGGAAAUCGAGGAUCGAAGAGAAAAGUUCGAGCAUAAGGAGAUCAAGCGCGUUCCGAUUCGGACCGUUUUGGAUGAGAAAUUUGGCUUCACGGAGGAUUUUCAGCGCCACGCCGCUGGGUAUCUGACAAGACACCCCGCGAGCAAGUUCUACAAGAAGAUCAAGGACGAGCCGAUCCGGGCGCAUAAACGGUUCGACCAAGCUAUCAUUUGUAACAACGUCCCCACCCCAGAGUUGUAAUGCAAAUCAUCUGCAUGCUGAAAGUGUUUCUCAUGCGGAGACCCAUGCGAAGCAGUCUGUAGUCGUCUUUUGGUAUUUGUGAUGCUAGAAUCAGCAUGAUAUAGAUAUGCUAGAUCUGUGAUGCUUCUGAACAAGCUAAACAGGAGUACACUACGAGGCCAUACUUGUCAUGCGCAGCAGCAAAAGCUGACAGAUUUGUCUAGCAGAUUUCCCACUUUGACUCUGGUGUGGGGACGUUUUUACUAAGGAUACAAGCGGAUCUGCGGAUUACGAAAAAUAAACACGGGCCCUGCAAAGGGCAAGAUUGGAGCUGGCAGGAGUUGAACACGUUUGUGAAGGGGGAAAUCAGAAGAAAAAAUCACAAGCCGAAACUGAAGCCGAAAAGGCUGGUUUCCUCCGACUGGUUGGAAGAGAUGAUGGUGGAUGAAGUUUUGCAAGAUGCAGCCGAUGUGACGAUAUGCAGUGCAAAAGCAUCGUACUCGUAUAAAUGCAUUACAAAUUUCCCCAGCGUGAGAAAUAAUAAUUUGUAAUGCGGAUUUACCUCAAGAAAAAGAUUUGUAAUGCAUGGCUGCAAUACGACUGCCUACGAUACUUUUGCACAGGAUAGACGAGAAAAGCGAAUGAAUCGGACGAUGAGAGAUCCAAAGACCAUAUCAUACCAAAAAGUGUUAACGUUAACGGAAUUUGGCAUGCAGGAAUGCACGAGAAAUGAUGCCCCAAGUUGUAUUGCAUAGCAUGCAUGAUAGCGAAAAUUUGUCAUGCAUGCCUGCAACGCCCCAAAACCGCUAUACGUAUAGCACUUUUUUCGUUGAUAGACCAGCACGCGGCCUUGUGGGCGGAGAAAAAUCCGAAGAAGAAGAUGCACAUGAAAAUGCCGCUGGAGGACUCGUAUUUGAAGAACAAGGAGGACACGAAGGAGGAAGCAUUACGCGUGAAACUGGAAGAAAGAGCGGAAUAUCCAGUGCAAAAAUGUCUGGGUCCCCUGUGCGGGAUUUGUCAUGCUAGUCGGGCAUGACACUGAGCUCUGUAUUGCGUGGCCAGCAAGAGGAGCUCCUCUUAUCUGUCAUGCAAAAACGCUGUUUGUCAUGCGGAUUACGCAAGAACACGGACACGGAGCCAAGAUGAAUAAAUCUGUCAUGCCUGGCGCUGCAUUACAGUGUGCUUUCUUUUCACUGACAUGCAUCACAAGUAUCCAGACUCAGACGUAUUUGCAAUGGAUACGGAAUUCGCCCGGAUGCUAAAGGAGGGGUACACGCAGGACAUCACCAAUGAGGAGAAAUAUCCUGUGCAAAAGUAUCGUAGUCGUACUAAUCGCAUUCAUGCAUUACAAAUGUCUUUCUCAAGGCAGAUCCGCAUUACAAAUUUUAUUUCUCGUGCUGAGGGAAUUUGUCAUGCAUUUAUACGAGUACGAUACUUUUGCACAGGAUAAGAAACAGGCGCUGAUGAUAUCCAAAGUGAAAACGUCCCCACGUCGACCCCAGCAGAGUCAAGAUGGGGACUUUGCAACACAAACCUAGAAGUUUUGGAAUUUACGCAUGACAAGUUGCAGUCCGUAAGGUAGGGCAAGUUAGCAAGGACAGCAGCUGCAUUACAAAUCCAUCUGCUUAUCCUGUUUACAGCAACACAAAGUUAGUUGUCCCAAACACGAUAAUUGAAAAUGCCUGUCAUGCGGAUGCGGAUCACAAAAGAUUCCUGUCACUGCAAAGCUGCAUGACAACGCUGGGUUUUGGGGACGUUCCUACACGGGAUACAUGACGAAAGCGAGGUUCGCGAUCCAGGAUAAAUACGCGGAGAGGGGUUACGAAGAAAUCAAAGCGGAAGAGGAUAAGAAAGCGAAGGCGCGGGCGGAACAUGUGGAAACGAAAGUUUACAGUCGGAUGGAAUUGAGAGCGAAGGAAAAGGCGAAAAAAUCCGCGCUGUUUGGGUGA
Messenger RNA from Amoebophrya sp. A120, 3395 nucleotides. The record is from the annotation of a GenBank genome assembly. NCBI's taxonomy places the organism in Eukaryota, Dinophyceae, Syndiniales, Amoebophryaceae.